AUGGAAGUAACUCAGGUUCUUCUAAGUGCACAAGCAGUUGAUUCGACAGUAAGGAAACAUGCUGAGGAUACUUUAAAGCAGUUUCAGGAGCAAAACCUUCCUGGUUUUCUGUUGUCCCUGUCUCUUGAGCUUGCCAAUGAGGAGAAGCCAGUGGACAGCCGUAAAUUAGGAGGUCUGAUUCUUAAAAAUGCAUUGGAUGCGAAAGAGCAGCAUCGAAAACACGAGCUUAUGCAAAGGUGGAUUUCGUUGGAUGUGGCCAUCAAGAGCCAGAUCAAGGCGUGCUUACUGCAGACCCUCUCGUCUGGUGUUGCUGAAGCCAGAUCCACUGCAUCACAGGUCAUUGCCAAGGUCGCAGGCAUUGAAUUGCCACACAAGCAGUGGCCUGAGCUCAUAGCAUCCCUCCUGUCGAAUGUCCACCAGGUUGCGCCUCACGUGAAGCAAGCCACUCUCGAAACUCUUGGGUACAUUUGCGAAGAAGUGGGUCCUGAAGCAGUCGAGCAAGACCAAGUAAAUAAGAUACUAACGGCUGUGGUUCAGGGCAUGAAUGCCAACGAAAGUAGUGAGGUACGCCUAGCGGCUACACGAGCUUUAUACAAUGCUCUAGGUUUUGCCCAGGCCAACUUCUCAAAUGAUAUGGAGCGGGACUACAUAAUGAGAGUUGUCUGUGAGGCUACUCUUUCUCCCGAGGUGAAGAUCCGACAGGCUGCAUUUGAGUGCCUGGUCUCAAUUGGGUCAACGUACUACGAGAAAUUAGCUCGGUAUAUUCAGGACAUAUUCAACAUCACGUCCAAGGCCGUCCGGGAGGAUGAGGAGCCUGUGGCGCUUCAGGCAAUUGAGUUCUGGAGCUCAAUCUGUGAUGAGGAAAUUGAUAUUCUUGAGGAAUACGGAGGUGAUUUCACAGCGGAUUCAGAUAUCCCGUGCUAUUACUUUAUCAAGCAGGCCCUUCCAGCACUUGUCCCCUUGUUAUUGGAAACCCUUCUUAAGCAAGAAGAAGAUCAGGAUCAGGAUGAGGGUGUGUGGAAUCUUGCAAUGGCUGGUGGGACCUGCCUUGGUUUGGUUGCCCGUACAGUGGGGGAUGACAUUGUGCCCCUCGUCAUACCAUUUAUUGAGGGAAAUAUAACAAAAGAAAACUGGAGGCAGAGGGAAGCCGCCACCUAUGCAUUUGGCUCAAUAUUAGAAGGCCCUUCCCCCGACAAAUUGACUCCAAUUGUCAAUGUUGCCCUCAAUUUUAUGCUUACUGCUCUUACUAAAGACCCAAGCAGCCACGUGAAGGAUACAACAGCCUGGACGCUGGGAAGAAUAUUCGAGUUCCUUCACGGCUCGACAGUUGUUGAGGAACCCAUAAUCACUUCUAUUAACUGCAAGCAGAUCAUCACUGUCCUCCUCCAGAGCAUGAAAGAUGCUCCGAAUGUUGCCGAGAAAGCCUGUGGGGCCCUCUAUUUCCUGGCUCAGGGCUACGAGGAUGUGGGCCCCACUUCCCCGCUGACCCCGUACUUCCAAGAAAUUGUCCAGUCCCUCCUGCAUGUGACCCACAGGGAAGAUGCAGGGGAAUCGAGGCUGAGAACAGCUGCCUAUGAGACUCUGAAUGAGGUUGUCAGGUGCUCGACUGAAGAAACGGCUCGUCUGGUGCUGGAACUUGUCCAGGUCAUCAUGGCUGAGCUUCACAAGACCCUUGAGUCACAGAAACUCUCAUCCGACGAGAGAGAGAAACAAAGCGAACUCCAAGGGCUCCUCUGUGGUUGCCUGCAGGUCAUCAUCCAGAAAUUAGGGUCUUCCGAAGCCACUAAGUAUGCCUUUUUGCAGUAUGCUGAUCAAAUAAUGAAUCUUUUCCUGCGCGUGUUCGCUUGUAGAAGUGCCACUGUCCACGAGGAGGCCAUGCUCUCAAUUGGGGCCCUUGCUUAUGCAGCUGGCCCGAAUUUUGCUAAGUACAUGCCUGAUUUCUACCAGUACCUGGAAAUGGGCCUCCAGAAUUUUGAUGAGUACCAGGUUUGUGCGGUCACAGUUGGUGUUGUGGGGGAUAUCUGCCGGGCUUUGGAUGAUAAGAUUUUGCCCUACUGUGAUGGGAUAAUGACUCAGUUACUGAAGGACCUGUCGAGCAACCAGUUGCACCGGUCUGUGAAGCCCCCGAUCUUCUCGUGCUUUGGGGAUAUAGCUUUGGCGAUUGGUGAGAAUUUCGAGAAGUAUUUGAUGUAUGCGAUGCCGAUGCUCCAGAGUGCUGCUGAGCUGUCAGUCCACACCUCGUUGGCCGAUGAUGAGAUGAUCGAGUAUACUAAUCUUCUGAGGAACGGGAUUCUGGAGGCAUAUUCAGGGAUCUUUCAGGGCUUCAAGAACUCGCCCAAAACCCAGCUCCUCAUACCAUACGCGCCUCAUAUCUUGCAGUUCCUGGAUAGCAUUUACAUGGAGAAGGAUAUGGAUGAUGUUGUGAUGAAAACUGCCAUUGGCGUUCUUGGAGAUCUGGCAGAUACUCUGGGAAGUAAUGCAGGUUCUCUGAUUUCUCAGUCUGUAUCGAGCAAAGAUUUCUUGAACGAGUGCUUGUCCUCAGAUGACAAUUUGAUUAAGGAAUCUGCAGAGUGGGCCAGGAUGGCCAUCACACGUGCAAUAUCUGCUUGA
Messenger RNA from Striga hermonthica, 2610 nucleotides. The record is from the annotation of a GenBank genome assembly. NCBI's taxonomy places the organism in Eukaryota, Viridiplantae, Streptophyta, Magnoliopsida, Lamiales, Orobanchaceae.